GGGUGUGUGAUCAGCUUGUGGACUUUCUCCUGAUUGGUUGGUAGGGAGGUAACGGGGGUGUUUCAGGAAUCUCAAUCAUCAGCCUUCUGGUUCCAACCAGUCUGGGGUCCACAUGCUUGUGGUCAGCAUGUAUCACCAUCCUCUACCCGGUUGGUGGGGGGUGUCUUAGUUUUUGCAGAACAACUCAAAGAUGUGCAUCAGGUUGUUAUCUGUACCCCUUCAGGAGGAAACCAGGAGUCCUGUGACCUUAUUGUCCUCAUUUCUCCGGUCAUUAACUGUUGAGCCUACUCUUUGGAACUCAGGGAAGACCUAGGAGACUAAAGCGUUUUCUACAAACAAGAAGUGGGGACGUCGAGGGGCUUGUACUCAGGAGGGCCCUGAGGGUCCUUCUCAGUUUCAGUUCUGCUCCUUGUGAUGCCAACUGGGACCACAGGCCUGUCCAGGAGGGCUCACUCCUGUAGUGGGCAGUUGGUGGUCCUGUGGGCUAUGAACUCAGCUGGUGCUGGACUGGUGUGCCUCAGUUUCCCUCCAUGUGGCCUACCAUUUGGCUCUAGCUUCUCAUGGCUCGGCCACUGGACUCUUCCAGGGGAGGUGUUCCACGUGUGCAAAUGCAGAACUGCAGGUCUUGUAAGGCCCAGAUUCUGUUGGUCAGAACAAACCACAGGUCUAGCGCAGGUUAAAGAGGAAGCGAUGUGGACUCCACCUAUCAGUGGCAGGGGUAUAAAGAGCUUGUGACCACUUUUAACCUACCACGGUAAGUACUUGUCUUCAUUUUAGACAUAAGGAAACUGAGACACAGCAAGGUUAAACAACUUGCCCACCAGCACCUAGUUCACCCUCAUGCACACACCCUCAUACACACUCACUCACACAAAUAUGCCUGUGCAUUCAUAGUCACACAUUACCAUUAUACAUGUAUAUCCAUCACGUAUGUCCACAAUUCACAUAUGUACGUACACCUACGUCCUCAUAUAGACACAAAAUCCUCCUGCAGAUUCAUAUAUACACACAUUCAUAUUCGCACACAGGCAUUCACACAUACACACUCCACCGCAUACACACACUCCUGGUAUAUAUGCCCUCACAGACACCCCCCCCCAGAUAUGUAAUCACACCUAUUCACAUGCAUGUACACACAUAUGCCCACACUGUUUCCUCCCUCUCCACUGACCAUAGUAAUUUCCAUGACUCAGAAGACCUUUUCCUCCCUCUUUUGCACAGGGUAUUGUUCUAAUGCCAGAAAACCCUGCUGCCUUAGCACCAUUGUGCAAAAUCUCUCUCUACCACAGCAAGGCCUAUGGGUCCAGGACCCUGGAUCCCCAGCCCCACUUGGAAUGUCCAUAGGACUUGAGACCCAGGCACCUCAAGCUGAUGUUGACAUGGAGGAAAUCACUGAGACACAGGAAGGCUAAGUGUAUUGCCCAGUGUCACACAGCAGAAGCCAUCCCCCUGCAGCACACCCUGAUCUCCCAGCAUGCAGCUGGGUCAGGCACUGGGUGCUCAGUGGUGCCUGAUGAAUGAAUGAGUUGGAAGCACUUCUUCAGUCUUGAUUAAAAAAAAAACAACAAAAAGACUCCAUUCUUUUAGAGGCAGUUAUAGAUUCACAACGAAAUUGACUGGAAGGUAUAGAGAUUCCCAUGUACCCACUGUCCCCACUCCCUCCUUAUCAACAUCCCUCACCAGAUGGUACAUUUGUUACAACUGAUGGACUUACACUGUCACAUCAUUAUCACCCAAAGUUUACAUCAGGGUUCACUCUUGGGUUGUACAUUCUUUGGAUUAGGACAAAUGUCUAGUGACAUGUACCCACCGUUCUAGUAUCAUACAGAGUAUGUCCACUGCCCUAAAAGUCCUCUGUGCUCUACCUAUUCAUCACUCUCCCCUCCCCCCACCCCCCGAUCUUUUUACUGUCUCCAUAGUUUUGCCUUUUCCAGAAUGUCCUAUAGUUGGAAUCAUAUAGUAUGUAGCCUUUUUUCCGAUUGGCUUCUUUUACUUAAUAACACGCAUUUAAGGUUCCUCCAUGUCUUUUCAUGGCUUGGUAGCUCAUUUCUUUUUAGUGCUGAAAAAUAUUCUGUCAUCUGGAUGUACCACAGUUCAUUCAACUACUGCAGGACAUCUUUGUUGCUUUAGAAUUGAUUUUUAUUAGUGGCUGUAAAGAGCAGGUAGACCAGAAAUGCUCUUCAAAGCUUAUAAGUCAGACACCAAGGGUGUUUUAGAGACACACCAGGUGUGGAGAAGAAAUGUCCCCCUUUCCUCCUUCAUCUGGUCACCCACUGCAUCUGUCUUCAGCCCUAGCCAGACAUUACAGCCACCUGUGGAGAUUAAAAAAUAUAGCAACUGCUGAGUCCCACCCUCAGAGACUAUGAGUCAAUUGUUGUGGGCUGGGCCUGAGUAUCAGGAUUUUGUUAAAGCUCCCCAGGUAAUUGCAGUGUAAGCUUGAGAACUGUGGGUCCACUGGACUCUGCUGUAGGUAGACAAUUGUUCUGGUGGCUCUAGGGUAGGAGUUGAAGGUUGCCUGUUGGAAGUUUAAAACAAGUGGCUCUGGUCUGAUAGUGCAGCACUGCUUGUUAUGUUUAUUUCACCUGAAUGUGAGGGUCCAGGUGGGACACGCUCUCUUCAUCUGUCUGCUCUCAAACACCAUCUCCUACUGCCCAUUGCGGGCAACUUCAGACAUUUAGGUACUGGCUUGAUACCUGGAGACAUUUGGUUUUGCCGCCAGUGGGACCUGGCUUCGGCCAAGGUAACCAACACAUCUCAGUUUGCCCAGGGCUUUCAAAGUUUUAUCACUGAAAGUCCCAUGUCCUUGGAACACCCUCGGUCCUGGGCAAACUGGACAGUUAUUUACCCUACUUUGGUCCUUCUUACGAGAAAGUGAAGACAGACCUCAAUCUUAGCUGCACGUUGAAAUCGCCUGGGGAGUGUUAAUAAAUACUAUUGCCGGGCCUCCAGUAUUAUACUCCAUCCUACCCCCAAGUUACUAUUACACCCUCGGAGAUUCUGAUGUCAUUGAUACAGAAGCAGCCGGGAAACAGGGUUUUUUAACGUUCCCCAUAUGAUUCAAACGUGAAGGCAGGGGCAAAGAGCCCUCGGCAAGGUAAGUGAGAAUCAGCUCAGAGAGGGACCACGCAGGGAGGUGACAUUGGACUGAAUUCAGACUUGAGGGAAAGACGUGCCAGGCAGAAGAUGCAAUGUGGUUUGACUUCAGAUCCUUGGGGAAGUCCCUUUGCCUCUCUGAAUCUCAUUUUCCUCAUCCGUAAAAUGGGAACCUCUCUCUCAACCAAGCAUGCAAGCGCGGUAUUUGGCACAGAACGUAAUUAAGACUCAUGAAUAGUAACAGAGGGGUCAUGUGUUGGUGCUCAUUAGGUGCUUGGCUCUGUGCUAAAUAACCCUCAGCCUGUGACCCCUUCGAGCCUGAGAGAGCAGCCUGAAUUUGCAGGAACCAGAGAGAGACUCCCGGUCUGUUAGGUUAUUUUCACAGAGAGCCAGGCCAAGGAGCAAGUGACCCAGAUAGGCCGGAAACUGACCCUGGGAAUCUAGAAAAGUGCAAACUGGCCCUGGAUUGUUUUUUCAAAAUGAAAAUAGCUUUCUUGUUUGUUUUUGAUCAUAGAAGUAAUCUAUGCUCGCCGUAAAAAUUGCAAAUAUCACAGAAGCAUGUGAGAAAGAAGUAAAGAUCUUUGGACACCCCUGUGAGCGACCCGGAGUGGGAGAGAAGGGCUGCCCUCCGAACGCCCCUCCCCCCAGCCUUGCCAUCCCUUCCGACAAAAACAUCAGUUCCCAUGACAUCAUCUCCUGCCUUGAGGCCAGCAUAUCGGGGACAAUGGCAGGAUGUGGACUUCCAACUUAGAAUUCUGACCUCAGCUGAGUUGGAAAGGGUUUGGCCUGGAGCUGAGACUUGCCUCUGAUCAAGGCCUCAGUUUUCUCCGUGGCAAGCCUGGGCUACCAGCUGAACCUCCUUCUUAGGCUCUUUGCGAACUGGGAGGAGUAGAUGAGUUACUAGAUGUAAAGUCCUUACACAAGCCUCAGUGGUGAGAGUCUCUGGUAUUGUUACUGUCACCAUCAUCACCAUCAAUAUGGGAAAGAAUUUGACUUUUUGGUGGAUAAUCCCAAAUCAGAAGAAGAGAAAGCAGAAUAGCUCAGAGUCUAGCAAGAGUUUCUAGGAAGUGACUACUUUUCUUUUCGGCCCCGAGAUAGUUUCAGUGUUUACUUAUUCUCUCUCUUUAAAAGUGUUAGCAGCUCAUUUCAUCUGAAGAGGAUGGAGCUGCCUUUGAUCUCUUCAAUCAGCUCACAGCUUUGCCCUUCCCAAAGGCAAGAGCCACCCUUGGCUUCCUGCCACAAGGCGGUGGGGUCUAAUCUGUCAUCACUCCUCUGUUGGGCUGGGGCAACGGGCAGGGCUGCCAGGCCCUCUGAGGAAGGGCCAUUCCAGGUUAACCUACAGUAGAGAGGAGAGAGGGACUUUUCCUUUGUGUCCUCUUUUUCCUGAGGCUGGUACCUCCCAAGGAGGAGGCAAUAAAACGGGGGCAUUUUGUGGUGUAACCCAAGGCUGGGAAGGAGACACUGAGGUCUAGGGGGGGUGGGCUGGCAGCAUGUGUAGCGAGGCUGCACUCACCUCCACACUGUGAAGCCUGCGUCCUGUGAACACCUGCAGCUCUGCCGGAGGACUCUUAGCCAGCUGUGGCAGGACGCUCCACCCACAUGCAGUACCAGCAGAAGUGCUGGAGAGUUAGAGCCCCUCGCAGCCCUCAACCUCCUGAGAUCAGAUCCUGGCUUUCUGAUUCACAGGCUGUGUGAUCUUCAGCAAGUUACUUAACUCCUCUGAGCCUCAGUCAUCACUGUGGUGAACAUUCCUUGUCUGAGUCUCCUUGAGCAGUGGGCAGGAGUUUCUCGAGAGCACAUUCCUGAGGUCCAGAGGUGCUGAGUCGUGGGGUGUGGGCCACCUUGGCAUUUUUAGUGAGGACGCUGUGUGGUGAUUAACAGUUCACACUCCCAUCAGUAGUGUGUGUGCUUCCCUCCCCCCGCCCCCUGUGCUUCCGGAAAUACCUUAUAAAUGGAAUUACAACAUUUGUGUUCUUCAGCUUGCUUUUUUUCCCACUUACCAUGUGUAUUGGAGAUUUUUCCAUAUCAAGCCAUGUAGAUACGCCUCAUUUUUUAAAAACCAUUUUUACUGAAUUAUAACAUAAUGAUGGAAAAGUGCUCAACGCGAUGAAUUUUCAGAGUGAAAAACACCUGAGUAAUCAGUACUUCAAUCUGGAAACAGACUGUUACUUUCAUCCCAGAAGCCCCUUGCCUGUGCCUUCUUUCUCCCAACAAAAUGGGUUUAUAAAUAAUAUGUACUCUUUUGUUUUUUGGCCAUGCCCCACGGCAUGGGGGAUCUUUGUUCCCCAACCAGGGAUCGAACCCAUGCCCCCUGCAACGGAAGUGCGGACUGCCAGGGGAUUCCCAAUGUGUACUCUUUUUGUGUGUGUGUUUUUAUGUUUGUGAGAUUUAUCCAUGCUGUUGCAUGAAGCAAUAUUUUGGCAAUGUCUGGAGACAGUUUUGGUUGUCACAACUUUAGGGGGCAGGGGUGCAACUGGCAUUUAUGGGUGGCACCCCGGGACGUCCAUACAUAUCCUACAACUCACGAGACAGCCCCCCACUACAUAGACUAUCCGGCCCCAAGCGUCAACAGUGCCCACGGUGAGAAAGCCUGGUGUAGGCCAGGCUGAGGAAUUUGGAUUUUUUUCUGAGAGUGACAGAGGCUGAGGAAAUCCUGGGUUACGUGUGAGUUCAUCUUAACCAGACUAGUUCCCAAAGUGGCUGGGUCCUCGUUCUUUAUUAACACUUGCGUCCUCUUCCAUUCUGUGGGCAUAUCAUCCUACCAGGUCCCAUUGAUUAAUUUUAUAUUGUUUCCAGUCUUUUGGCCAUUAUACUAGCACCAGAAUGAGAACCCUUGUAACCAUCAAUUUGAGAGAAUAUCAUAUUUGGAUAUAAACACACAUACUCUCUCUCACACACACAGUUACUCUUUCUGGAGACUCUGUACAAUGGGAAUAUAACCAAAAUUUAAUUUAAAUGUAAAUUUCCUUCCUCCAGCAUGUUUAACAUCAAACUGACUUACAGAAAUAGCUCCUGUCAUCUUGGCUUCUGCCACGGAUUCACAUCUUUGUGCAAGUGGACACAUGAUCUGGAAAGAUAAACAGGAAACCCCUGAAGGCAUGGGAAACGGUGCAGGCCUCUGCUCCUCGUAGAGCUGGGACCUGGAAAAGCUGAGGGCCAGCCCAGUAGGCCCUGGGGGCCCAGAACUGACCCUCCUCUCUGCCUGCAAGUAGGAUUGACCUGCACUGGGAAUCACUUACAUUUUUUUCCCCCUAAAUAUUUCAUCUGAACUAAUCCACUUUGAAAGUAAUCUCUUACUUUGAAAGUAAUCUCAGUGCCUUUUAUCUUUGUCUAAAAUUCAAGUAACAGGUAAUGUUUUGAUUUCAAAUGUACUGCUUUAGCCUAUAUAUAGUUGACAUAUAACUACAUAAUAUGUCUUGACUAUUUUUACCUACUUUUCAAGAGGCUGGAUUAAUAAUUUUUUUAUGUUAACUCUAAAUGUUACAGGACAAUAAAGUCAAUAGAACAGAAAUUUUAAAAUGCAUAUAGCAUAAAGGAAGACUAAGCCUAGACUCUGUUCUAUCCAGUUACUAUGAAUAAGAAUGGAAUUUAGCUGUGAGCUUUCUGGUAGCCAAAGCAAAAAGGGAAACACAACACAUCACACCGUUUCUUGUUUUCUAAUCAAAGGAUAAUGACACAUCUUUAGCUGAGAUAAUUAUUUUUUGAUCCUAAGCUCUGAAAGGGCAAAAUGUACAAAAUUUAAAUUUAUUCUUUCUGUUUGUGUUUCUAUCUCUGCUCUUCUUCCUUGCCCCCGUGCGGUGUAGAUGCACUGUUGUUGCUGUCACAAAAUGAUAGAUGCCAGGUACUGGGAGUUGAUAAGUCUUGGAGACUGUGUCCAGCUGGGAAGAGAAUCCAUCUGCCAAGCUCUGAAUCAGAAAUCAGAAACCCAAGUUCUCACUCCAGCUGUGCCGGUGGUCCUGUUGUUUCCUAGCUGCUGCUGCUGCUGCUGCUGGUCUGGGACGACACUCUGGGAACUACUGAAGAGGAAGGAAACAGCUAUGAGAAUCUCCGAUCUGCUGCUCUGCAGAUGGACUUGCCGGCACUGCUGUCAGAAGUGCUAUGAAUCCAGCUGUUGCCAGUCGAGUGAGGAUGAAGUUGAAAUUCUGGGACCUUUCCCUGCCCAGACUCCUCCCUGGCUGUUGGCCAGCCGGAGCAGUGACAAGGACGGGAACUCUGUCCACACAGCCAGUGAAGUCCCGCUGACCCCACGGACCAACUCCCCAGAUCGGAGAUGCUCGUCCUCGGACACAUCUAAGUCUACAUACAGCCUGACCCGGAGGAUUUCAAGUCUCGAUUCCAGACGACCCAGCUCCCCACUCAUCGAUAUUAAACCCAUCGAGUUCGGCAUUCUCAGCGCCAAGAAGGAGCCCAUCCAGCCCUCGGUGCUCAGACGGACCUAUACCCCGGAUGACUAUUUCAGAAAGUUCGAGCCCCGCCUGUACUCCCUCGGCUCCAACAGCGACGACGUGGACUUUCUGACGGACGCAGAGAUCCUGUCCAAGUACCAGCUGGGCAUGCUGCACUUCAGCACCCAGUACGACCUGCUGCACAACCACCUGACGGUGCGCGUGAUCGAGGCCAGGGACCUGCCACCUCCCAUCUCCCACGAUGGCGCGCGCCAGGACAUGGCGCACUCCAACCCCUACGUCAAGAUCUGCCUCCUGCCGGACCAGAAGAACUCCAAGCAGACCGGGGUCAAACGCAAGACCCAGAAGCCCGUGUUCGAGGAGCGCUACACCUUUGAGAUCCCCUUCCUGGAGGCGCAGAGGAGGACCCUGCUGCUGACUGUGCUGGACUUUGAUAAGUUCUCACGCCACUGUGUCAUCGGCAAGGUGGCCGUGCCUUUGUGCGAGGUCGACUUGGUGAAAGGCGGACACUGGUGGAAGGCUCUGAUUCCCAGUUCUCAGAAUGAGGUAGAACUGGGGGAGCUGCUUCUGUCACUGAAUUAUCUCCCGAGUGCUGGGAGACUGAACGUUGAUGUCAUUCGAGCCAAGCAACUUCUUCAGACAGAUGUGAGCCAAGGUUCAGAUCCCUUUGUGAAAAUCCAGCUGGUACAUGGACUCAAGCUUGUGAAAACAAAGAAGACAUCCUUCUUAAGAGGCACAAUUGAUCCUUUCUACAAUGAAUCCUUCAGCUUCAAAGUUCCCCAAGAAGAACUGGAAAACGCUAGCCUAGUGUUUACAGGGGACGCAGAUUUGAGCCCUGGUCCAGGAAGAUCCCACAUGCUGCGGAGCAACUAAGUCCGUGCGCCACAACUACAGAACCUGCGCUCUAGAGCCCGUGUGCCACAACUACUGAAGCCUGUGUACCUAGAGCCUGUGCUCCGCAACAGGAGAAGCCACGACAAUAAGAAGCUCGCGCACCGCAACGAAGAGUAGCCCCCGCUCGUCACAACUAGAGAAAGCCAGCGGGCAGCAACGAAGACCCAACGCAGCCAAAAAUAAAUAAAUAAAUUUAUUAUUUUUUUAAAAAGUCUUUAAAGUUUUAACUGUUUGAUAGAAAACUGUUUGUACUUCCUUUGACCCAUUAACCAGGACGUUGAGCUUUCUUACCGAUUCAGAAUCUUAAUUAUAAAAAUAAAUGAUCACACAGUGAAUUUCCCCAGGCUCUAUGAAGGAGAAAAGGGUUGUUUGCCGCUUCACCAAAUAGCCCUGGUUCUGUUGUACUUUUUUAAGUUCUGGUAUCUGUCUGAUAGUCACAAUCUACCAGAUUAAUUUAAAUUACUCCAGAUGGGGAAACCACAUGACCAAGUUUAUUUGAAUUAUGUCUAAAGCCAUGAAGAGUAAAUAGUAUCUAAGAGGAAAUGCGAGGCGCCCUCUUCACAGGUUUUGUGCAUGGACUUUGUGACAUCUAUGCCUUUUUUUUUUAAUUGAAGUAUAGUUAAUUUACAAUGUUGUAUUAGUUUCAAGUGUACAGCCAAGUGAUUCAGUUACACACACACACACACACACACACACACACACACACACACACACACACACAUUCUUUUUCAGAUGCUUUUCCAUUAUGGGUUAUUACAAGAUAUUGAGCACAGUUCCCUGUGCUAUACCGUAGGUCCUUGCUGACAUCUAUGGCUUUUCUUCACUCUCUGGUUUGUAAAGGUUGUUUUGAAGUUCCCUCCAGAUGAUGAGGGUAAAUUAGAGCCUGUACAUUUUGCAGGUGUAUACUGUUGACUGCAGUAAGACGAGUCCCCCAUAACAGCCAGUGGGGAUAUUUGGGGUGCCUCACAACAAAAUUCCUAGAUGUUAUUGUUUCUAAAGAGGAGAAAUGUAGGGAUCUAGUUAUGAGGAAUUUGCUUCCUUUACAGGUUUUUUGCUGCAAAUACUGCGAGUGUCUCACCAGCUUACUCAGUGACUUGGCUUCCCUGUCUACAAAGUGGAGUGGUCAGGGGUAUCUGGUCUCCUGUCUCUGAGCCCCUUUCUGGAUUCAAUGAAUAUCCAGUCUUAAUUCCCUAUUCUCACACUCCCUAGCAUUUACAGUGAUGGCAAAUCUUGAUACUCUCCCAGGCAAAUUUUAUGAUAGAAGUCAUUAGUUUUAUUCAGCUUGUUAUAAUUUGCAUUUUAAAUGUAUGUUUUUUAAAAGACUGUUAAGAUUGCCAUAACUUUACCCAGUGAUUUGCAAGUCCCAAAGCCUCCCAAUUAGGUCAGAUGGCCAUAGCAGCAACUGCUUCCCAUCAGAAGGGCUGAAUCACUGAGGAGCGACCACCUUUCAAGUGCUGAGUGAUUUACCAAGCCAAGUUACUUUGCACCUUGGGAUAAGGAACGUAGGCUAUCAGAUUUCCAUUCAUCCUUCUGCCCCUUCUGGUAAUUUCGAUGUUGAUUCUCUAAUAUGAACUUAUUUUUUCCUUUGUUUUCUUUCCAAAAUAAUAUAUUCUAGUAAGAAGUUCAAACUGUACAUACUUAUAUAAUAAUUAGAAAAAGUGUCAAGUUCUCUGUUUCCUCUCUCUAGAGAGAGCUACUCUUAACAAUUUUGUGAAUAUUCUUCCAGAUACUAUUUUCUAUUCUAUAUGUUAACAUUUUCUUAAGCAAAAAGAGAUUGUGUUUACAUAUACUGUUUUGCAGCUUGAUUUUGUCUCCUAGCAAUAUGUCUUGGAGAUGUUUCCAUCUUGUAUAUAUAGGUCUGUCUCAUUUUUUACCAUGGUUCUGGUUUCCAUGGUGUUGUCACAUCAGAAAUUAUUUAAUUAGUCCUCUUGGGCUUCCCAGGUGGCGCAGUGGUUGGGAGUCCGCCUGCCGAUGCAGGGGACACAGGUUCGUGCCCCGGUCCGGGAGGAUCCCACAUGCCGCGGAGCGGCUGGGCCCGUGAGCCAUGGCCGCUGAGCCUGUGCGUCCGGAGCCUGUGCUCCGCAACGGGAGAGGCCACAGCAGUGAGAAGCCCGCGUACCGCAAUAGAAGAAAACUCAUAAUUAGUCCUCUCCAGUCUUAGUUUGGGUACUCCCAAAUCUGGUCCUAAGACAAGGACGUGGGUACAAGCAGGCUACUAGGAAGGUGAUCCCAGGAAACACCAACAAGAGGCUGGGGAAGUGAGACCAGGAAGGGAGGCAGGCCAAUCAAGGACGAUUUUUUUCUUAAUUUAUUUAAUUAAUUAAUUGAUUGAUUUACUUAUUUAUUUAUUUUUGGCUGUGUUGGGUCUUUGUUGAAGUGCACGGUCUUUCUCUAGCUGUGGCGAGCGGGGGCUACUCUUCAUUGUGGUGUGUGGGCGUCUCAUUGUUGUGACUUCUCUUAUUGCGGAGCACAGGCUCUAGGCACGUGGGCUUCAGGAGUUGUGGCACACAGGCUCAGUAGUUGUGGCUCGCGGGCUCUAGAGCGCAGGCUCAGUAGUUGUGGCGCACGGGCUUAGUUACUCCGCGGCACGUGGGAUCUUCCCGGACCCGGGCUUGAACCCGUGUCCCCUGCAUUGGCAGGCGGAUUCUUAAUCACUGCGCCACCAGGGAAGCCCCCAGUCAAGGACGAUUGAUGCGUGGGUAACUGCAGCUCGGGAGGGCCCCAGGACCACCGUCAGGUUCAGUGAUUCUCUAGAAGGGCUCACAGAACUCAGAAAAGCUGUUAUACUCCUGGUUAUGGUUUAUUGAAGUGAAAGGGUACAGACCCAAAUCAGCAGAAGGCAGAGUCCAGGAGAGACCGGCCGUGAGUGUCCAGUUGUGUAUGGACAGCACUUCAUUCUCCCAGUAAUGAUGUGUGGCAGCAUGCUCGGAGGAUCACCAACCGGGGAAGAGCACUGAAGCCUCGGUGUCUAGGAUUUGGAUUGACCCUAGUCCCCAGCCUUUUCAGAGGUCAAGUUUCUAUUGAGUGGUCCAAGGCCCCUACCGAAAGUCACAUUGUCGGCAUACACUGGCACGUCCCAGGCAGAGAGCACCGGGCGCUCAUGGUAGGAUGCCAGCAACAGAAGCUAUGGGUAGCCUCUGGGGUGGGCUGAGGGGGCAGGCAGGGUACCAGCAAGCCUCAGCCACACUUCGUCAUGAAGUGUUUUUGUUAUUUCCAUUUGUCAUUCUCACAAACGAUGUUCUAGAGCAGGGGUUGGUGAACUUCUUUGUAAAGGGCCAGCCAGCAAAGAUUUUCAGCUUUGCGGGCCGCACAGUCUCUGCUGCAGCUCCUCAACUCUGCUGCUGUAGCACAAAAGCAGCUGCGGGCAUUAUGGAAAUAAAUGGGUUUGACUGGGUUCCAGUAAAACUUUAUUUACAAAAAACCGGUACAGACCAGAUUUAGCUUGAGGGCUCUAAUUUGCCAACCCCUGCUACAGUGGAUAAUUCUUGGGUGUUUAUCUUUGUCCAUUUGUGCAGAUAAUUCUAUGGGACAGAUCCCUAGAAGUAGAAUUGCUGGAUCUGGAGUAAUGACAUUCUUAUUUUGAGCAGAUACUGUGAACCUCCCCCAAAAGUUGAACGUGCUUCCUCUUUCACCAACAGUGCCUGAGAACCUUUGAGAUUUCCUUUCUUAGGACCACUUGCCAAGGAAGCAAAACCCACACCUAUUGACUAGGAUGUUUGUGCAUUUUCAGUCUUGAGCUUUGGAGAGGCAGAGGAAGACAGAACAUUUUGCCCCCAGGAAAGAAAACCAAAUGGGGCCUGAAAUGGUCUCCUAAUGUCUUACUUUAGAUUUGAGGCCCACGGGGAAGGGGACUCUGGUGACUUGUUUUCAUUUGGUGAAAAUUAAACCUUACAUUGCCCACUAGGUGUAGUUCAAGAGUCCUGAAUGUUACCUAUUCAAAAAAGAUUUUUUUUUUUUAAGAUGCAUCAGAGAGCUUCUCAGCAAUUUCCUUUAUUAAGCAAAGAUUCUUUUCCUAAUUUUUCUCUUCCAUAAGGAAUUUUCAUAUAAAUAAGGUCUACCUAUGCAUAGUGAACACUUUACCAAAUGUACAAAAAAUAUACAUGGUCCAAUUUUUGUUCAUGGAGCUGACAGGUACGGGACACUCUUGAUGGAGAUGGCACAGCAUUUCACUUAGCCCGGUUCACUCUAGGUCUUUUUUGGGUUUAAAGACAAUGGAUGGGAUUUUUGUUUUUGUUUUUCCACUUUUCUUUUUCCCCAUAUUUUUAUGUUUGGAAUUCUUUUUUUUUUUUUUUUUCUCCCGUUGCGGAGCACAGGCUCUGGACACACAAGCUCAGUGGCCAUGGCUCACGGGCCCAGCCGCUCCGCGGCAUGUGGGAUCUUCCCGGACCGGGGCACGAACCCAUGUCCCCUGCAUCGGCAGGCGGACUAUCAACCACUGCGCCACCAGGGAAGCCCCCGUUUGGAAUUCUUGAUGUGAGCCCCACAGGGGGAAACAGAGAUUUGUUAGCAUUCAAGCUCUGUUUUGGGCUGCGUAUUUUAGCUGGUUUGUUUGAUAAUGGGCAUCCCUCCUGGGAUCUAGCCUGCCUGUGCUCUGCUCACGCUGGGUGAAUUUGUGAUGGUCCCCUUUCUGUAGUCUUUCAUUUGUAACACAGACACAGCCUGCUUCCCCGUUAGUGAGAUGGCAUGCCUGGACUACCCACAUGCAGAUAAGGAAUUAGGCAGAACUCGGCUGGAAAGAUAAAUCAAGCUAACUAUCUCAUUAGGCUUGAAAGACACAAAUUAAGCUUGCAUGGGAAUUAACAGCCUUCCAAAGAGACAUGCAGUGCAACAACGGGAGGAGACCUUGCUGGAGCCCUUUCUCUCAGGAAACUUGCCUCUGUUGCCUAAGUCCCUUUUGUAAAAGGUCAAGAGGUAGAAAUUGAGGAUCGAAAGAGCAGUGUAGUGUUUAUUGAGCACUUACUGAGUGCCAGGCACAGUGUGCAUUAUCUCACUGAAAGCUCUCAAAGUACUGUUAAGAUUCCUGUGUAACCGAGGAGGAAACUGAGUGCCAGAGGGGCUCCUUUGCUUGUCUCAGGGUCUCGGAGCUGUUGAAUGACAGAGCCAGGAUUCACCUAGGAUGUCUGGCCCCAUGGCCCAGUGGUUCUUAUCUGGGAUGAAUUGACCCCCUGGGGAUACCAGGCCAUGUUUGGAGACUCAGGGGUUGUGACAGCUGGGGGCGGUGGGUGCUACUGGGAUCUGGUGGGUAGAGGCCUGAGGUGCUGCUGGACAUCCUACAGUGCACAGGAUGCCCCACAAAGAAUUAUCCAGGCCCCAGUGUCAACAGUGCCGGGCUUGAGAAGCCUGGUUUAAGUGCUCAGCUGGACUCCAGUGGUGGCUGGCAGUUCCACCAGGACUGUCCGGCUGUAGUGCCCUGAGGACAGUGUGGUGAGUCUACGAGUCAGAAGCUUAAAUGUGCAGCCAAGGGACUCGUGGGAGGAUGAUGAGGGAAUCCGGGAAUUCUCAUGGUUAAAAGUGUCCUGAGAACAAGGACCUCGCACCUGCAGUUGAGGAAUAUGGAGACUAACGCCUCUGUCUUGCUCCUGCCUCCCGUCCUGCCCCUCCUCCUCUCGCCCCUCUGGCUAGUGUUCGGCCACAACAUGAAGAGCAGCAACGACUUCAUCGGGAGGAUCGUCAUCGGCCAGUACUCUUCGGGCCCCUCAGAAUCCAACCACUGGCGGCGGAUGCUCAGUGCCCACCGCACGGCCGUGGAGCAGUGGCACAGCCUGCGGUCCCGGGCCGAGUGUGACCGUGUGUCCCCUGCCUCGCUGGAGGUGACCUGAGGGCUGCGGGGAAGGCAGCUUUCAUUUGU
Messenger RNA from Orcinus orca (killer whale), 14241 nucleotides. RefSeq names its product synaptotagmin 17 (gene SYT17). The record is from RefSeq and is a predicted model, not a curated record. The coding region runs from base 6897 to 8372 and encodes 491 amino acids. Gene Ontology annotation, biological process: calcium-ion regulated exocytosis; cellular response to calcium ion; regulation of dopamine secretion. Gene Ontology annotation, cellular component: membrane. The transcript is spliced from 9 exons. Gene Ontology annotation, molecular function: calcium-dependent phospholipid binding; clathrin binding; calcium ion binding. Lineage: Eukaryota; Metazoa; Chordata; Mammalia; Artiodactyla; Delphinidae.